Molecule: messenger RNA, 2031 nt
Organism: Erigeron canadensis
Lineage: Eukaryota; Viridiplantae; Streptophyta; Magnoliopsida; Asterales; Asteraceae
Product: F-box/LRR-repeat protein 12-like
Exons: 4
Coding region: 1-2031 (676 amino acids)
Molecular function (GO): protein binding
Source: RefSeq, a predicted model, not a curated record
AUGGAUUGUGGUCGGAUGUAUACGACAAAGCUGCUCAACGAUGAUUGUUUGUGUUUUAUAUUAAAAAAAUUAGACACCAAAACCGAUCGUGAUAGUUUUGGGUUAACCUGUCACCGUUUUCUAGAUAUUCAAAAUUCAAGUCGCAAACACUUGAAAGUCGUCAUCGAACCUGAUAGUUGUUCAUCGACAUCCACAUCUAUGGUUGAUAAGUUGCUUAACCGUUUUACGCAAUUACAAUCUCUGGACCUCAACCAUUGUUCAGUUGAUUUCACCAAAUUGCGAUAUUCACAUAAUUACGGCUCCCUCUACUUAAACUCUCUCGAUCUUUCUCAUUGCGAUAAUCUUAACGAUUAUGGAUUUCAAAUCUUGACAACUUUGUGUCGUUUCCUCAAACGCGUGGAUAUUAGUUGGUGCGUUAACAUAACAGACCUUGGAAUUUCUCACCUCAACCGUAACUGUCGUCAGCUUACAUCACUCACAAUCACCGGUUGCGAUAGAAUCGUUGGUGUAAGCUUCCAUGAGUUUCCUCCAUCGUUGCGUUGGUUAGAAGCCGCACGUUGUCAUCUUGAUUACACAUGUGUUUAUGGAGUUUUAAGCAGAGGUGCUCUGGAGUGUCUGAAUCUUUCCGAUGCUUCUGUCUUUAACGGAUUUAGCCUCCAGAAGGUUGUUUCCAGGUUUUCUGGAGCAAAUUUUAAAAUCCUCAAUUUCAAGCAUUGUGACCUCGUCACCACCGACGAUGUCAUCAAGAUCGCAAAAGGAUGUCCGCUGUUACAAGAGUGGAACUUAUCAUGGAGUCGUGGGAGUCGUACAAUUUUGCUUCCCGGAUGGAUGUCAAUUGCAUCACAUUGUCAAAAUCUGGAAAAACUUGACAUCAACAAUUGCACCUUCGAUGAUAAAGCUUUGCUCACUUUGGGUAACGGUUGCAGCCGGUUAUCGUGGAUAGACAUCUCAGAUUGCGCUUUUGUUACUAAUCGAGGCCUCCAAACUUUUAAGACACGAAGGCCACAUGUGGAGGUCAAACAACAAGAUACGCCUUUCUUUUGUUUUCGGCGUGAUUCCCACAAACAAGACACAAUCCCUGUAACAUUCCAGACAUGUGUUAAUAUGGAGAUAUAUGGUCUGAUACUUGGCUGGUGUUGCAUUGCGGAUUGUUGCAGCCAGAUGCUUGUAUCCAGGCAUAUCUGGUCUGGUUUAAUCAUUGCUUUAUGGUUGCAAGGACCGGGUUUGGAAUCCUUCACCCCAAUGGUCAAAUCUGCCCCUCAGUUAACUGAGGUUGUCCAUACUUUAAAUUACUUUAACCGUUUUACGCAAUUACAAUCUCUGGACCUGAACCAUUCUUCAACCGAUUUCACCAAAUUGCAACAUUCACAUAAUUAUGGCUCCCUCUUAAACUCUCUCGAUCUUUCUCAUUGCGAUAAUCUUAACGAUACCGGCCUUGCAUCCUUUGCUUCUUGCUGUCCUAGCUUGUCUAUAAUCUGUCUUUGUAAAUCUUCCUCUGUUACCGAUUAUGGAUUUCAAACCUUGACAGCAUUGUGUCGUCUCCUCAAACGCGUGGAUAUUAGUUGGUGCACUAACAUUAUUGACAUUGGGAUUUCUCACCUCAACCGCAACUGUCGCCGGCUUACAUCCCUCACAAUCACUGGAUGCGGUAGAAUCCUUGGUGGAAGCUUUCAUGAGUUUCCUCCAUCGUUGCGUUCUUUAGAAGCCGCAAGGUGUCAGCUUGAUUACAUAUGUGUUUCUGGAGUUUUAAGCAGAGGUGCUCUGGAGUGUCUGAAUCUUUCCGAUUGUCUCGUUGAUGGAUUUAGCCUCCAGAAGGUUGUUUUCGGAAAUUCUGGAGCAAAUUUUAAAAUCCUCAAUUUUAAGCUGUGUGGUGACCUCGUCACCACCGACGAUGUCAUCAAGGUCUCAAAAGGUUGUCCGUUGUUACGAGAGUGGAACUUAUCAUGGAUUCGUGGGAGGUGUGCGAUUUUGCUUCCUGGAUGGGAGUCAAUUGCAUCACAUUGUCAAAAUCUGGAAAAACUUGACAUCUAA